Molecule: messenger RNA, 864 nt
Organism: Cadophora gregata
Lineage: Eukaryota; Fungi; Ascomycota; Leotiomycetes; Helotiales; Ploettnerulaceae
Gene: CAF16
Product: CCR4-NOT regulatory complex component
Exons: 1
Coding region: 1-864 (287 amino acids)
Molecular function (GO): ATP binding; ATP hydrolysis activity
Source: RefSeq, a predicted model, not a curated record
AUGUCAAGCCAAUACAUCGACCAAACGGGCGCUCCCCAAAUCGUCGUCAGCAACCUCUCCUACACCUUUCCUGACCGGUCCCUCGGCCUCCAAAAUCUCACGCUCUCCCUCCCGCCCUCGUCGCGCACCCUCCUCAUUGGCGCUAACGGCGCUGGCAAAACGACUCUCCUACGCCUGCUCUCUGGCAAGCGUCUCGCGCCAUCAGGAGCCAUCUCCGUGGGCGGACUUGACCCCUUCAAAGAUGGUCUCGAGGGUGUCACAUAUCUCGGUUUAGAAUGGGUACUCAAUCCUAUCGUGCGAACAGACAUCGGCGUACGGGAGCUACUGAAGUCUGUUGGUGGAGAUCAUUAUCCCGAGCGGAAAGACGAGUUGGUGGAGGUGCUGGAUAUUGAUUUGGACUGGCGCAUGCAUGCUGUUUCGGAUGGUGAGCGCAGACGGGUCCAGCUUGCCAUGGGCUUGAUUAGGCCGUGGAGAAUCCUGUUGCUGGAUGAGAUUACCGUUGAUUUGGAUCUGCUGAGUAGGAGCAACUUCCUUGGGUUCCUGAAGAAGGAGACGGAAACCAGGAAAUGCACAAUUGUGUAUGCGACGCAUAUCCUUGAUAAUCUGGCGGCAUGGCCGACGCAUCUGGUACACAUGAGUUUGGGGAAGGUCAAGGAAUGGGGUGGCAUUGAGACAUUCAAGUUAGAUGGCAGGGGAACUGAUACAGGGAAUUCGAGAUUGGGGGAGUUGGUGUUGACGUGGCUGAAGGAUGAUCUAAGUGAGAGGGGCCCGAGGAAUCUAGGGAGAACGAGUGAGGGGACUGCAUACUUGAACGGGGGAGUUGGAGGUUAUGGCUCCGAGAGUGUUGAGAAGAGGACUUUUUAA